This is a messenger RNA of Harpegnathos saltator (Jerdon's jumping ant), 1169 nucleotides long. RefSeq names its product nucleoporin Nup43. The coding region runs from base 103 to 1137 and encodes 344 amino acids. The record is from RefSeq and is a predicted model, not a curated record. Gene Ontology annotation, cellular component: nuclear pore outer ring. Gene Ontology annotation, molecular function: protein binding. The transcript has 7 exons. Lineage: Eukaryota; Metazoa; Arthropoda; Insecta; Hymenoptera; Formicidae.
AGUAUUAUUUCAGAACGUAGCUGAUAUUUGGGCGGUUGAUCCAUAGUUGGUUUGUUGUAAGAUUCAAGUUAUUUUAUUAACUUGUAUGGAUUUUAUCUGAACAUGGGUGAAAAUGUACAAGGAACGUUUAUAUCUGAAAAGAUUUCCAAAAUAAGGUGGCAACAUGAAGAUUUUACAGAAGCAAAGCAUUUUUUAACUGGUAGUUGGGAUAACCCGGUAAAUAAAAUAACGUACUGGACAUUUAAGACAAAUUAUGAUGAGGAACCAUCCCCUAUAGUCUUAUCAUCAUAUUCAUUCCUAGGGGAUGUCACUGAACUAAAAUUUAUCAGCAAAGAUUUCUUUGUGGCUUCGUCAUCUUUGGGGUCAGUAAGGUUGCUACAAAUUAAUGAAGAUGUAUAUACUGAAUUUAAAGAACAUAUGGCAUGGGAAUUUAUUCACUAUUUCAAAACAGAUUAUGCUUCGUGUACUGCAUUGUCAACAUUUGAACAAGAUAUUGCUUCAGUAGGAGAAGAUGGAAAACUAAAUCUUCUCACAGCUGCAGAAAAGAAGCCAGUUAGGAUUAUCGAAAAUGCUGACAGCUGCUCUAUAUAUUGUGUUGAUUUUUUGAGACACAGUGAAGUACUCACAGGAAAUUCAAGAGGACAUAUGAAAGUCUGGGACUUAAGAAAUGACCAUGAUGUGCCUGCUACUACCUUCAUGCUUUCUGAUCAAGUUAAGAUAGGAGCUACAAAUAUUACACAUCAUCCUACACAGAGGCAUAUUGUAGUUGCUGGUGGAGGUGAUGGUAGUUUAACUGUGUGGGAUUUAAGACAGAAUACUUAUCCAGUAUCACAACUCAAUGCGCAUGCAAAAUCUGUUAGUGAAAUAUUCUUCCAUCAAGAUAGACCUGAUAAUCUCUUCACUUGUUCUGUUAGUGGAGAAUUAUGGCAUUGGAAUAAUGCACAAAAUUCAAAACUAAAACUUGAUUCUACAGAUACACAUUGGUUGAAUACAAUUAGCACAAAUGGAAAAGUCAAUGUGACUUCAUUAUGUGCAGCUAUACAUAAACCAAUAAACAGUAUUGAUAUCAACAAGUCAACUCUUCUGUGCGGAUGUGACAAUGAAGCUAUGUAUGUUGUUAGAAAUGUACUUAUUUAACACAAAUAAUAUAGAUGAUUUUUAUAAUUUUA